Molecule: messenger RNA, 929 nt
Organism: Cuscuta campestris
Lineage: Eukaryota; Viridiplantae; Streptophyta; Magnoliopsida; Solanales; Convolvulaceae
Source: the annotation of a GenBank genome assembly
ACAAAUUUUGAAUUUUAAUGAUGGCCUUUCUCAUUAUCCAAACACUUAUUUUAGAAUUUUGACUCGAUCAAACCAGGCGUAUGGGUCCGCCGGCGAACAGCGGCGGGGGAGAACAUCUCGGGACUCUAAUUUUCACCUACGGAACCUUGAAGCGCGGAUUCUCCAAUCACGUCCUCCUCCGAGAUCUCAUCGACUCCGGCGACGCAGCCUACAUCGGCGAUUACCUGACCGCCGAGAAGCUCCCGCUCGUCUGCGGACCGUACCGUGUCCCCUUCCUCCUCAAUCUCCCCGGAUCCGGCCACCGCGUUCGGGGGGAGCUCUACGCCGUCUCUCCUCGAGCCCUAGCGCGGAUGGACGAGCUGGAGGGGACCGCGCGCGGCCACUACGAGAGGCUCCCGGUCGCGCUCCGCCUGCAAGGGAAAAGCGGGGAGGAGAUCGUGGAGGUAGAGGCGUACUACGCCCACCGGAGCUACGCGGCGGAGCUGUGGAAGAGGAGCGGCGAGAAGGGGUACAGAUGCUAUGGUGAAAUCGAAUCUGUUGGAUAUGUCAGACGCAAAGAUCGACCUCAACAUCUCUCGUUUCUGGAUCAGAUUAGCCUCUUCAUCGGCCGCCAUUGUGAUUCCAUUACUGAUCAUCAUUAAACAUCUUCUCAUGCUCUUCUUUUACAGUAAUUUUUUAAUGGGAAAUUUUAUGGUGCCCAGCAUUGGAAGAUUUAAUUGGUUAUGCAUUUCAUUUUUUAGCAGAAUGUCUAACCAAUUUAGGUCCCAUUUGACAUCGAAAUUAGCGUUAAUCGAAAUUUGCUUUAACGUUUUGAAAAGAAUAUCCGAGAAUACCUUUUAGCAUUUGUAUUUUUAGAAUUAAUUACAUCAUUAAAUUAAAAUAUAUACAAAUCGCUAACGCUAAUCGAAAACGCUCUUAUACAAAUCGCU